GAUUUCGUCCGUAAUAUAAAGUUUGAUUGUCAAAUUGUAGGACACAGAUAGAGAAGACCGCGCGGUUUGGAAGUAUUUCGUGCUUGUGCAUGUGUGAGUGUGCGUCUGUGUGCGGCAGUGCGGCAGCAAGUAGCUGUCAAAUAACUAGUGGAUGAAAAACGAGUUCACUUUUUCCUACAAAAAUGAUUUCUAUUACGUUAAUAGUUUAGUUAAGAGUUAUGUACGCCUUUAAAUACCCUAUAAGAAUAUAUUAACUUGUUAUUUAACAAGCAGUACUUACGUUCACUACAAAAAAAAUGGUUCAGUUGCAUCCACCGUUGCAACUCGAGGAAAUACCAAAAGAAGACGAAGAAAGGCUAGAAAAAUUGUUUUCUAAAUUAGACACCGAUGGAAAUGGAAAGAUCGACAUCCACGACCUGUCUGUCGCCCUCAAGGAGUUGGCUCCGCACAUCAACCGCAGUUAUGCAGAGAAAUUCUUGGCAAAGCCUGGCUGGAAAGAUGGCGGUGACGUCACCAUGUCAGAAUUCAUGCACUACGUGCGCGAACACGAGAAGAACCUUAGGCUCCAAUUCUCUCACCUUGAUAAGAAUCAAGAUGGGAAAGUGGAUCUGGAGGAGCUUAUAUCAGCGUUCGCAGACAUGGGCAUUGCGGUUGGGCGAAACGAAGCAACUAAUUUAUUGAAAAGGAUGGACCAGGAUGGCAGUCUCACUAUCAGCUACGACGAAUGGCGGGACUACAUGCUUCUGGCACCGGCCACCGACAUACACUCGCUCAUACACUUCUGGAGACACUCUACCUGA
Molecule: messenger RNA, 800 nt
Organism: Spodoptera littoralis (African cotton leafworm)
Lineage: Eukaryota; Metazoa; Arthropoda; Insecta; Lepidoptera; Noctuidae
Source: the annotation of a GenBank genome assembly